Hyaloperonospora brassicae is the source of this 873-nucleotide messenger RNA. The record is from the annotation of a GenBank genome assembly. Lineage: Eukaryota; Oomycota; Peronosporomycetes; Peronosporales; Peronosporaceae.
AUGGCGCAGCAGUGCACGGGCUUAGGCAUGGCACAGUCGCUGAGCUUUUUCUCGUCUCUAAGGAAGAGCGACAGUGACGAGAACGACGACGGCGCUAAUGCGUGCGCGAUAUGUCUUGAAACGAUGACAGGCGAUCUAGCGGCUCUGUCGUGCGGCCACGUUUUCCACCACAUGUGUGUCAAACAAGCGCUAGCCGGGCGUUCCGUGUGUCCUGUUUGUCGAUGCAAAGCUAGUCCCCGAGGCGCGAUCCGAUUGUACUUGUGUGUUGGCACUCGUCAGAAAAAAGGCAGCAAACACAAGCUUCAGUCCCGCAGCAACCGGCAAGUUGACCGGGAAGACGUGCGUCAAAAUGGGACAGCUACAAGUGCAUCGGAACUGCCCGAGCGUAUGAGAAAGAUGCGCGUCGAGUUGGACCGUGUCAACGAGAUGCAGCGCAUGACGUCGAGCCAUUCAUUCCGACUGGAGAACGAAUUAGUGCGUCGACAACAGCAGCAAGAGCGGACGGUGCGGCAGAUGCAGCACAUUCAGCACGAAUUGGACAGGGCGAACGUGAAGUUGAAGCGAUUGGAACGGCUCGCCAACUCAAGCUACUCCCAGUGCAGAGAGGCAACGCACGCUAGCGUCGAGUUUGAGCGCAAGGUCCGCACCAGCGCGGACCGGAUACUGGAAUCGAUACGACGGUCCCGGCGCUCUUGCUGUCCAAGCUGCGCCAGCCAGUGGGUCGAGAUGAAACGUGUAGCGCAGGAGUUUGCUGCCCCACUCGGAGCCCGGUCGUGUUGUUCGCGUCAUUUCCGUCGCGAUGCCAUCACAAACGUCGAGCACCGACUUACACGGCACCACUGCCACCUGGAGCCAUGCAGCAGGAGCGUUUGA